AUGGAAGGCAGAAGAUCUUCUCUACAUGAUGUUGCCAAAUCAGUCGCCCAAGCUCUUGUCCGUGGCGAAUCCGUAGCAGCUGGCGAACAGGUGACCAUCUACUUCAGCGACAUCUGUGGGUUCACUGCGUUGUCCGCGGCUAGUACUCCAAUGCAGGCUAUUGAUCUGUUGAACGACCUCUACACGACGUUCGAUUCCAUCAUCGAAAACUUUGAUGUCUAUAAAGUUGAAACCAUAGGAGAUGCUUACAUGGUGGUGUCAGGACUUCCGGUGAGGAAUGGAAAUAUUCAUGCCGGGGAAAUUGCCCGGAUGUCGCUUUCCCUGCUAGAUGUUGUUCUGUCUUUCAAAAUUCGCCAUCGACCUGAACAACAGAUGAAACUGCGGAUUGGCAUUCAUUCAG
Haliotis rubra (blacklip abalone) is the source of this 400-nucleotide messenger RNA. RefSeq names its product atrial natriuretic peptide receptor 1-like. Gene Ontology annotation, biological process: receptor guanylyl cyclase signaling pathway; intracellular signal transduction; cGMP biosynthetic process. The record is from RefSeq and is a predicted model, not a curated record. Gene Ontology annotation, molecular function: peptide receptor activity; guanylate cyclase activity. NCBI's taxonomy places the organism in Eukaryota, Metazoa, Mollusca, Gastropoda, Lepetellida, Haliotidae.